Molecule: messenger RNA, 1131 nt
Organism: Lachnellula hyalina
Lineage: Eukaryota; Fungi; Ascomycota; Leotiomycetes; Helotiales; Lachnaceae
Gene: rax1
Product: Protein rax1
Exons: 3
Coding region: 1-1131 (376 amino acids)
Biological process (GO): intracellular protein localization
Cellular component (GO): plasma membrane
Source: RefSeq, a predicted model, not a curated record
AUGGAUCUCCAUAAUCCCUCGCCACAGCCGGAUCUGGCCCGGAACAGGCUUCCUACCCUCUUUGAAGUUCUUAGCAGAAGGACAUUAGCGCCAGUAGAUUUGUUCGCAUUCUACAUCUACAUGAGAGAUCAACAGAGAUCGGUGGACUAUCUAGAUUUUUGGCUCGAUGUCGCCCAACACAUGUCGCUAUGUAGGCAUUAUGUCCGAGAACUACGACGAUCCGUGAUGAUUGGGACUCCAGAUGGCGACAAGUCGGCCUCGAAAAGAUCUUCUGCUUAUUUGGAGGGAAUGGGGGACUUGAUUCACCCAGCAGGAGGACCAUCGACGUUGAUGACGGAAAAGGAGAAGAACCAAGAUGCUCAAAUGUCAGCUUUCCUCCGCGAAGAAGGCUCAAACGGUAACGGCAUGGGACACUCCCCAUCUGCAAGUUUUGGCUCGCACGCAUCAAACAACCAUCGCUCGACGUCAAAUGAUCAGCCACGGCCGAGUUUCAUGAACAGCGCACAUGAACAGGCAUCAGACUCGAAUUCCCCAGCUCAUACCGUUGCGCGAGCAGAUAUCAGAGCCUCGGCCGAGAAGAUCCUCUAUACAUACCUUUUACCUGGCGCUGAGCGCGAAAUCAUCCUUCCACACGCCAUCACCCAUGAAAUUACCCUCUCGAUCGAAGAACGCGGACGCGAUGACCCAGAAGUCUUUGACGCGGCCAAGGACUACGUUUUCCAAGCCAUGGAACGCGAUGCCUUUCCCGGCUUCCUACGCAUGAAGGCACUUGGAAACCUUGUUCCAACAUCUAUGAUUAUGAGAGUUAUCCUUGGUCUCAUCGCCAUGUUUGCCGGAUUCUGGGUAGCUUUCGUGUUCAUCUUCCUAGAUUACCCCAGGCACACUAGAGUCUGGCUCCUCCUCCCUUUCACACUAGGCGUCUAUGCCCUCUGUUCCCACCAAUACCGCCUCGACCCCAUCCUUGCCCUCGCCGGCUUCAGCGAAUACACCUUCAUGUCAUUCACCAAGAUCCGCGAGCCCUACGUCCGCAAACUGCUCAACAAGCGCGCCCUCAUGGUCCUAGCCGUCACCAUCCUAAUAGACACAGCGCUAGUUGUGCUUUUUGUCUUUGUGCCCGGGAAGAGGUUGUAA